AAUCCAAGGAAGACUUUUAGUGUAACGGGUCCAGAAGGAGGCGUUAACAAUCGUAGUGCACAACAGGCGACGGCGCCAUCCGAAGACAUAGACGAGUUCUACAGUCUGACACAGAAUCCUCGAGGCUUGUGUGUGAUCAUCAGCAACGAGGACUUCAUGGGCUCUAAAUACAAAAAACGUCUUGGAAGCAACAAGGACAACGAAAAUCUAAGCAAACUGUUCAAACACUUCGGCUUUGUUCCGGACAUACACAAAGACCUGACAGCCGACAAGAUUACAGAGACGCUCAAGAAGCUGAGCGAGAGGGACUUUUCUAAAGAGGAUGCCUUGGUGGUGUGUGUGCUAUCCCACGGAGAAAUAGGCAGCAUCAUUGGCACCGAUGAAAAGGAAGUGACACUGGAACAAAUAUUCGAGCCGUUCAAGAACGUUUCCUCCUUGUUUGGGAAGCCCAAGCUCUUCUUCAUUCAGGCAUGUCAGCAAGAGGUGCCUCAAAAGACAAACCAGGAUGAGCCGUCCAAAGAGACGCCAUCCAAUUCUGUCUACUCGGACGCGACUUGUCCUUCUAAGGAUGGAGACAUUUUGAUUGGCAUGGCCACAGUUCCUUACAGCAGAGCUUAUCGGCACACAGAAAAUGGCUCCAUAUACAUCCAGGUACUCUGCAAGGAGCUGGAAAAUGCAGCUAAAAGCCCGAACAGAGAUGACAUACUCACCGUCUUAACGCGUGUGAACAGGAAGGUCAACAACCAUUGUUUGAUACCUAGUAGGCAGAUGCCAGAGCCCAAAUACACUCUCACCAAGAGGCUCGUCUUGAGAUUUGUUUGAACUGUCUGGAACCGUGCCUACGUAUUAAAUGAUCUGAUGUGCGCUGGACUCUAGUUUACAAGUGUGUCUGGAUACGAGUCUUUGAGUUUCUGAAUGGUUCUGUUUGAUAGGUGAAUUUUUGCAUUUUGGUCAAUCAAACAUAAAAGUUGUCAUAGAAUCACAUAUUUUGAAAUGUAUGAAAUAAAUCGAUAAGAAAAUGAAAAAAGGUCUAUCUGUGUUACUUGUUUCGUUCUCACAGAAGAACUGCAGUGCUGGUCACUGAUCGAACACAGUGUAGCAAUGGAAAAGAUCUUCCAUUGCUUAAAAAUGCUGCUUUGUGUGGCCAUCUUGGACUCUUUAAUACAGGUGUGUUGCUACAGGCCAGACGACGGGCAGAAGAUUUGAUACAAAGAGUUUGUGGAACAUGUCAAAGUCUCAGGAAUGUACUCAUC
Molecule: messenger RNA, 1253 nt
Organism: Xiphophorus maculatus (southern platyfish)
Lineage: Eukaryota; Metazoa; Chordata; Actinopteri; Cyprinodontiformes; Poeciliidae
Product: caspase-8-like
Exons: 6
Biological process (GO): proteolysis; negative regulation of extrinsic apoptotic signaling pathway via death domain receptors
Molecular function (GO): cysteine-type endopeptidase activity
Source: RefSeq, a predicted model, not a curated record